GGCGCAGCGCGGGGUCGCCAUGGCGGACCUGCAGCAGCUUCGGGUGCAGGAGGCGGUGGACUCCAUGGUGAAGAGUCUAGAGAGAGAGAAUAUCCGGAAGAUGCAGGGCCUCAUGUUCCGGUGCAGCGCUGGCUGUUGUGAGGACAGCCAGGCGUCCAUGCAGCAGGUGCACCAGUGCAUUGAGCGCUGCCACGCGCCUCUGGCUCAAGCUCAGGCCCUGGUUACCAACGAGUUGGAGAAGUUCCAGGACCGCCUGGCCCGGUGCACCAUGCAUUGCAACGACAAAGCCAAAGAUUCAAUCGAUGCAGGGAAUAAAGAGCUUCAGGUGAAGCGGCAGCUGGAGAGUUGUGUGACCAAGUGUGUGGAUGACCAUAUGAACCUCAUUCCAACCAUGACCAAGAAGAUGAAGGAGUCUCUCUCAUCCAUUCAGAAAUAGAAGUAUUUACCACUGGCUAUAGAGGCUGAGGGCAGGAAGCUAUU
Molossus molossus (Pallas's mastiff bat) is the source of this 480-nucleotide messenger RNA. It is a transcript of the gene TIMCC, whose product is annotated as family with sequence similarity 136 member A. The record is from RefSeq and is a predicted model, not a curated record. Gene Ontology annotation, cellular component: cytoplasm. NCBI's taxonomy places the organism in Eukaryota, Metazoa, Chordata, Mammalia, Chiroptera, Molossidae. Bases 20 to 436 code for a protein of 138 amino acids. The transcript has 3 exons.